AUGGCGUCCAUGGCCAAAGUCUUUGGUGCCUACGAGGCCCGCAAGGCUCUCCUGGAAAAGUCGACCAACCCGCUCGCCCAGGGCGUAGCAUGGGUCGAAGGCCAAUUGUACCCGAUCAACGAGGCACGCAUUCCAUUGAUGGAUCAGGGCUUCCUUCACAGCGACUUGACCUACGACGUGCCGUCCGUCUGGGAUGGCCGCUUCUUCCGCCUGGACGACCACUUGUCGCGGCUGGAAAAGAGCUGCUCGAAGAUGCGGUUGAAACUGCCCGUCCCACGCGACGAGGUCAAACGGAUCCUGUGCGACAUGGUCGCCAAGUCCGGCAUUCGCGACGCUUUCGUCGAAUUGAUCGUCACACGUGGCCUGAAGGGCGUUCGGGGCACGCAGAACCCCGAGGACUUGACGAAUAGCCUGUACCUCUUUAUUACGCCGUACCUCUGGGUCAUGGAGCCUGAGAUGCAGCUGCAGGGCUCGGGCAGCGCGAUUAUCGCAAGGACAGUGCGCCGGACGCCCCCAGGCUGCAUGGACCCGACGGUGAAGAAUCUGCAGUGGGGAGAUCUGACGAGGGCCAUGUUGGAGGCCAAUGACCGGGGCGCCAACUACCCGUUCCUGACCGACGGCGACGGCAACAUCACCGAGGGCUCGGGCUUCAACAUCGUGCUGAUCAAGGACCGGGUCCUGUACACGCCUGCACGGGGAGUUCUCGAGGGCGUGACGCGCAAGAGCGUCUUCGACGUGGCCAACAAGCUCGGCCUCGAGGUCCGCCUGGACUUUGUCCCCGUCGAGCUGGCUUACCACUGCGACGAGAUGUUCAUGUGCACCACUGCCGGCGGCAUCAUGCCCAUCACCUCCCUCGACGGCGUGCCAGUCCAGGACGGCAAGGUCGGGCCCCUCACCGCAAAGAUCUGGGACCUGUACUGGGACAUGCACUACGACGAUACCUACAGCUUCGCCAUUGACUAUGAUGGCGUCGAGGGCAAGAAGAAUGGCGUCAACGGCGUCAACGGCACCAAUGGCGUGGCUCAUUGA
This is a messenger RNA of Fonsecaea nubica, 1029 nucleotides long. RefSeq lists its product as hypothetical. Gene Ontology annotation, biological process: carboxylic acid metabolic process. The transcript has a single exon. Gene Ontology annotation, molecular function: catalytic activity. The coding region runs from base 1 to 1029 and encodes 342 amino acids. The record is from RefSeq and is a predicted model, not a curated record. NCBI's taxonomy places the organism in Eukaryota, Fungi, Ascomycota, Eurotiomycetes, Chaetothyriales, Herpotrichiellaceae.